CACAUAUGCCUCCUUUCGUGGGGUUUUUGACAAGAGUCAGUUUCUCCUCGACGAGGAGGAUGAUCCGAACUGUUCUGUAUGCAGCAAAGGAAUUGAUGUGCAGGAAGGGUUGUUUGUGGUCUGCCCCACUGAUGAUUGUCAAAGCAUAUCACACGUGACAUGCUUAGCAGAUGCUUUCCUAGGUCAACAACAGUCAGCUUCACUUGUACCAAAGUCAGGGCAUUGUGCUUCGUGCGGGCACGAUCAUUCAUGGUCAGACCUUAUGCAGCAGGUGACUUUGAGGACUCGGGGUAUGAAGGAAGUCAAGAAGAUAAUGGCACAAAAAAGUAGAAAAACAGCGACAAGUGCCAGUGAGAUGUUAGAAGAGCAAAGCGAGGAAGAAUCCGAAACUGAAGCGGAUGGACUUACCUCUGGGGAGGUUAUUGAUGAAGAAUUCUUGGAAGAGCACGAGGAUGACGAUAACAUGUCUGUUGCGUCCACAGAAUCCCUGAUGAGCACCACGGCUACGCGUAUAGCUCAAGACAAGAUUGCGGUAGACGAGCCUCGAUUGGAGGUAGUUAUCGAGGACAGCGAAGAGGAGAUAUGAUGCAAAUAUCGUCCCUUUAGGCUGC
This is a messenger RNA of Exophiala oligosperma, 611 nucleotides long. RefSeq lists its product as uncharacterized. The coding region runs from base 263 to 586 and encodes 107 amino acids. Lineage: Eukaryota; Fungi; Ascomycota; Eurotiomycetes; Chaetothyriales; Herpotrichiellaceae. The transcript has a single exon. The record is from RefSeq and is a predicted model, not a curated record.